Paracoccidioides lutzii Pb01 is the source of this 1395-nucleotide messenger RNA. RefSeq lists its product as hypothetical. The transcript is spliced from 2 exons. Gene Ontology annotation, molecular function: rRNA (uridine-N3-)-methyltransferase activity. The record is from RefSeq and is a predicted model, not a curated record. Bases 1 to 1395 code for a protein of 464 amino acids. Gene Ontology annotation, biological process: rRNA base methylation. Gene Ontology annotation, cellular component: cytoplasm.
AUGGGCAAGUCUAAAAAAAAGGCGCGCAUCGCCAACUAUCUUCACCAUGAUAGGCCUAAAAGUAAAAGCUCAGCAACCACCGCCACUGCAGGCAGUGGGUCUAGGAAAAUGAAGAGUUUCUCGAGAGUUUCGACGCCUGCUACUAUGUCUAGAGGCGGGAAGGGGAAGAAGAGUGGUGAGAAUGGAAAUGUGUCCUCCAGGGUGAAACUUAUAGCACCGAAUCGGGAUGCGAUGAUGCUGUUUCAGAAGGAGGAUAGGAUUUUGCUGGUUGGGGAAGGAGAUUUCUCAUUUGCCCUUUGCCUCGCUACACAUCAUGGCUGCAAAAACUUGCUAGCCACCAGUUACGACUCUGAACAGACACUGUAUGAGAAAUACCCGCAAGCAAAACUGCACAUCAAAAUGCUACGUGCGAGAGUUUCGGAGACACCGUCGUCUCCGAAGGGUUUGAAACGGAAGAGGGACGAGAAUGAGAGCUUUGGGGCUGAAAGUGGAAAUGACUACGAGGAAGAGGUGGGGGAGAAGGACGGCAAUCAGGAUGAUCAGGUAGGCAGAAACCUGCGAAAAGAUCAUCCUCGACACCAAAAUCAGGGGCCAAAAGUACUUUUCUCAAUCGACGCCCGCAAGCUAGGCUCUGGUCCUGCUGGUGGUGGCAAAACGAUUCGCAAUGGAUUCCCUCGCAUUGCUGCUCCCCCCUCGUCCGGUAAAACUAAAAGGGAUCAUAAAUCGAAAGAUGCUACUACUCACCACAGCCUCGCACAUCAAAAGCAGAAAAAGCAGACCGGUAGCCACAGCAGCGGUGGUCCUUGGGACAUAAUCUGCUUCAACUUCCCCCACGUCGGUGGCAUAAGCACAGAUGUAAAUCGCCAGGUACGCGCGAACCAGGAACUACUUGUCUCUUUCUUCAAAGCAUGCGUGCCACUUCUUUCUGAACCUGUUGUGCCAACCCCAUCACAGACGAACGCGGAUGAGAAUGAACAUGAAUACACGGACGAGGAGGACUGGCCUAACUCCGGCUCUAGCGAUGACUAUGGGGGCAGGGAAGAGAAACCCCUACCUCCUACAACCCCAGGCCAAAUCCUCAUCACCCUCUUCGAAGGCGAGCCCUAUACUCUUUGGAACAUCCGUGAUCUAGCACGCCACACGGGCUUGCGUGUUGUCACUAGUUUCCGGUUUCCAUGGACUAGUUACCCGGGUUACUCACAUGCGCGCACGGUAGGGGAAAUUGAGAAGCGGAAUGGGGGUAAAGGGAGAGGUGGGUGGAGAGGUGAGGAUAGGGAAGCUAGGAUGUUUGUCUUCGAGAAGAAGGGAGCUGAGUUGAAAGCUGCUGCUGCUGCUUCUGGGAAGAAAGUUGGGAAAGGGAGAAGAGGAGAAAGUAGUGAUGAUGAUAGCGGUUAA